This is a messenger RNA of Macrosiphum euphorbiae (potato aphid), 867 nucleotides long. The record is from the annotation of a GenBank genome assembly. Lineage: Eukaryota; Metazoa; Arthropoda; Insecta; Hemiptera; Aphididae.
AUGGAAGCAUCUUCAAUUAUCACCCAAGUGUCGCGAGAAGAUGAACACCUAAAAAGUUUUGUGCCAGAUAAGGCUGAUCAUGUUCGAUUGAAAAAUGAACGUGGUAUAUGGCGAACAUUACUUUGCUGUUUUGGGAAAUCAAGAACAAGACCAAAUUCUACUUUUGUCCCAAGCAGUAACAUACAUGGAGUGAAUACUAAGGCUGACAGGAGUUUUACUCCUCCACUUAGCCCAGAUCUUUCCCAGUCAUCAUACUUACUUCCUGCUAUAAGACACCAAGAUAUGCACAAAAAAUGUAUGGUUAUUGAUCUUGAUGAAACGCUUGUCCAUAGUUCUUUUAAGGCAAUUAAUAACGCAGAUUUUGUAGUACCUGUUGAAAUUGAUGGCACUAUUCAUCAAGUCUAUGUAUUAAAGAGACCACAUGUAGAUGAAUUUCUUCAACGUAUGGGUGAACUCUAUGAGUGUGUAUUAUUUACUGCAAGUCUUGCCAAGUAUGCCGAUCCAGUUGCCGAUUUAUUAGAUAAAUGGGGUGUAUUUAGAGCCCGUUUAUUCCGUGAAUCGUGUGUGUUUUAUAGAGGAAAUUAUGUAAAAGACUUAAACAAAUUGGGUCGCGCAUUACAUAAAGUCGUAAUCAUUGAUAAUUCACCUGCGUCGUACAUUUUUCAUCCAGACAAUGCUGUCCCUGUUAAUUCAUGGUUUGAUGAUAUGACUGAUAAAGAACUGUUGCAUUUAAUUCCGUUUUUUGAAAAACUUAGCAAAAUGGAAAAUGUUUACCCAGUUAUUUGCAACAUAAAUCAUAUGGCAAAUGCUGCUGCUGCAGCCAUUGCAGUACAAUCUCAACACAUCAGUAGCGACAAUGUCUUAUAG